AUGCCUCCCAAAUCAAAAUAUGUAAUUGUUCGAUUGGCUUCUGUAAUCUCCGGUACUACAAAAGUGUGGAUUCGUGAAAGGGCAGCACCAAAAUUUUCAGGAGUUUUUUUUGAUCCAGCUGUUGGGAAAGAUACAACAUUUGAAGAAAUUCAAAAAGUAAAAGGAAAAAAUAAUUUAACUCCAAAGGUGAAACAGAUGUAUAAUAUACCAUAA
Messenger RNA from Strongyloides ratti, 213 nucleotides. RefSeq lists its product as hypothetical. NCBI's taxonomy places the organism in Eukaryota, Metazoa, Nematoda, Chromadorea, Rhabditida, Strongyloididae. Bases 1 to 213 code for a protein of 70 amino acids. The transcript is spliced from 3 exons. The record is from RefSeq and is a predicted model, not a curated record.